CCAUGGGGGAUAGAAGUGUUGUUGAGUUUUGGUGGUGCUGAUUCCGUGCAGUCAGCCGGUAGCACAUGAUUGCAGGACACCAAAGGACUCGGUUCUCCUUUUGGAGCUGUUUGUGCAAUCUACUGAUAUCUCUCACCUUCAUCUCUGAAGCUUAAAAUAACUGGCAAAAAUAUAUUUCAUGUCUCCAGAGAAUGUGAUUGUGUUUUCACUUUAGGAUCGCUGCUCAGAAUUGUGCUGUUUUUCAUCAGGAAUGGAAAACCUCACGCCAGAACAAUGGCGCGAGAUUAUGAACAAGAAGAUGCAGUUCCCUCCGGGGCUCAUCAGUGCCAUUCAGGAAGGGAAAAUAGAGCUGCUGUGUGGACUGUUGAAGACAGGUGAUGGCAUCAUCCGCCAGCUGGAUGAGUCUGAGGAUCGCCAGUGGAGGGAGGCCCUCAACCUGGCCAUCCGCCUGGGCAGCGAGGACAGCAUGGACGCCCUCCUGCGGGGGGUCAAGUUUGACUUCCGGCAGAUUCACGAGGCCCUGCUAGUCGCUGUGGACACCAACCAGCCCAGAGUGGUGAAGCGUCUGCUGGACCGCCUGGACCAGGAGAAAGGCAACAAGAUGGACGUGCGCUCCUUCUCUCAGGCCAUCUUUGACCACUCUAUUGACAACUCACAGUUUGCCCCUGGUGUGACUCCUCUGACCUUAGCCUGCCAGAAAGACCUGUAUGAUAUAGUCACCAUGCUCACCCAAAAAGGUCACGUCAUCCCAUGGCCACAUAAGAUAUCCUGUGCCUGUCUGGAGUGUCGUAACGGCCGGCAAUACGACCUGCUGAAGUUCUCCUUGUCUCGUAUCAACACCUACCGUGGCAUCGCCAGCCGUGCCUACCUGUCCAUCACCUCUGAGGAUGCCAUGCUCAGAGCUUUCAGUCUCAGCAGAGAGCUCCGCAAGCUCUCACAAAAAGAGCCAGAGUUCAAGCCUCAGUACCUGGGCCUGGAGCAGCUUUGUCAGGAUUUUGCCGUUGAGUUGCUGGGCAUGUGUCGCAACCAGAGCGAGGUGACCACUAUCCUGAACAGCUGUGGAGACGAGAGCCAGGAUUACUUAGAGCAGCAGGCCUUUGAGGAGGGAAUACCCAACCUGUCUCGUCUGAGGCUUGCUGUCAACUACAACCAGAAGGAGUUUGUGGCCCACCCAAUCUGCCAGCAGGUGCUGUCAUCUAUCUGGUGUGGGAAGCUGGCAGGCUGGAGAGGCAGCAAGACGGCCUGGAAGCUGUUUGUCUCUGUGGGGAUCUUUCUCACCAUGCCCCUCCUCUGCCUCGUCUACUGGCUCGCACCCAAGUCAAAGGUAGGAAAGAUACUGAAGAUCCCUGUGAUCAAGUUUCUCCUCCACUCAGCCUCCUAUCUGUGGUUUCUCAUCACGUUACUUGGAGAAUCAAUAACAAUGGAGAUGUAUCGAGACAAAUUUGCUUCCCGGCAGCAGAACCUCCUGCACAGCUCCUUCCACAUGGUGUGGGUGGUCGGAUUCUUCUGGUAUGAGUGCAAGGAGGUGUGGAUCGAGGGGCUGCGGAGUUACUUCCUGGACUGGUGGAACUGCUUGGACGUGGUGGUGCUCAGCAUGUACCUGGCGUCCUUUGCGUUACGUGUGCUUAUCGUGCUCAAAGGUUACUUCCUCUGCCAUGAUCAUAACGGCGUGGAUGAGUGCGUCUACUUCACUCAGACUGUGCGUGAGGACUGGCAUCAGGAGGACCCCCAGCUGAUUUCGGAGGUGCUGUUUGCAGUGACCAGCAUGUUGAGCUUCACGCGGCUGGCGUACAUCCUGCCAGCCCAUGAGUCUCUGGGAACUCUGCAGAUCUCCAUAGGGAAGAUGAUUGAUGAUAUGAUGAGAUUUAUGUUCAUAUUGAUGAUCAUUGGAACAGCCUUCCUCUGUGGCAUCAACAAUGUCUAUGUUCCAUAUGUCAUCUCUCCACAGCUUGGCAGGUUUAAUGAGACGUUCCGCUUCUUAUUCUGGACCAUGUUUGGCGUGGUCAACCAGGACUACGUGGACAUGCCACAGUUUGUGUUGGCAGAGUUUGUAGGAAGGAUUCUGUAUGGCAUCUUCACGCUCGUCAUCGUCAUCGUCCUGCUCAACAUGCUUAUUGCUAUGAUCACCAACUCCUUUCAGAAAAUUGAGGAUGAUGCAGAUGUUGAGUGGAAAUUUGCCAGGUCAAAGCUGUACCUCAGUUACUUCAGAGAGGGCCUCACCAUGCCUGUGCCCUUCAACAUCAUCCCCUCACCAAAAGCUGUCUUUUACAUCUUAAGGGGUAUCUUUAGACGAAUCUUCUGCUGCUGCACUUGUAAUUCUGAGAAAAAAUAUCCCCCUGUAGCCUCUGUGACCAAUGGUAAGGGAUCUGAAGACAGCCAGUUACCUUACCGGCAGCAGGUGAUCAGAGCUCUGGUGCAACGCUACAUUGAGUCAGCUCGCAGGGAGUUCGAGGAGACCAAGAGGAAAGAUAUCGGUAAUAGGAUCACGGAGCUGAGCAAAGCGGUCUACAGGAUGCACAAUAAUAUGAAAGUGGUCCAGCAGCUUCAGGUGGAUGAUGGACACAUUGGAAGCCAUGCAUUGACCAAGGAUAACUCCUCCAUACUGGGGAAAUACAUCACUGGUGCCAAGAACAAUUUCAGAGGUUUUAACAGCAGACAAGAUGACAAAGAUACAUCACUUAAAGUGACACUGCACAAUGAAGAGGAAGAGGUUCAUAAAGAAAAGGUUGACUCAGAUACAAAACAGGAGUCAAAGUCAGACGCACAACUGAAUCAGGUGGGCGAAUGUGGAGCAGAGGGAUCAAAGCAGGUAACAGACUGUGAUGUGGUGAAAAUGGAGGAAGGCAGAGCUAAAGCAGAGCUGGGAGAUAAGAAGGAAAGUGAGAAUAAAAAGCAGGUGGAAGCAGACAAAAAAGAAAACACCGACACUGAAGUGAAAGAGAAGGUGGUGGCAGGGACAAGUUUUAAUAAUGUAGAAGAAAAGGUAAAAGCCAAGGCCACACAGAAGGAGGCAGAAAAAAGAAGGGAAGGGCAGAUACUUACAGGAACGAAGGCGGGUGAAAAACACACAGAGACGACCCCCGAACAAGCUAAAAGCAUCAAAGUCAGUAAUGAAAAGACAGACACAAAGAGAGUAGUAAACAAGUUCAAAGACAUAGAGCUGCAAGAAAAAACAGUGGAGGCAAGAUGGAUGAAGGGUAGAAAGUUUGAGGAUAAUGUAGCAGAGAAGCCUUGUGUCAGGGUGAGCAAUGAAGAACGCGGAGCCAAGAAAAUGAUUCCCUCGCCAACAGGCAGCAGCAGCUCCCAGGACACGGGUUUUGGUUCCCAAGAAGGGGAGGGAUCGAUUGAUGGGAUGCUAGUGAGACUGUAACCGUGGUGAUGUCCCAUUUAAAGGACCACACUGACUUUUUCAGGGUUUGGCCCUUUGGUCACCUUAUCCAAUAUCUGAUGAGAGGGUUUGUUCUAGGGCUGCACAAUUAAUGAUUAACAAUUUGGAGAUGGUGUGGGUUUUUCCAUGGCCUGUAGCUUCAUGAUUUUGGCUCUGUUACCGACAGGGCUUGGGGAUGGUGAUGUCUGUCAGCUGAUCCAUCCAAAACUUUGAUCCAAAGCAGCAUAUUUCAACAGCUACAGGCCAGAUAUCUUGAAAACUAAGCACCAGCAAAUUAAAUGUGAUGUUGUAAUUAAUAUUGCAGCCUCUUGGGGCUGCCAGCACAGCUUCUUGGCGUGUUCACAGUUUAAAAAAAAUAUUUAAGCAAAAGUUCCACAUUUUGAGAAAUAUAGUCUUGCACAUAGCCACCCGUAAAACACCAAAUUGUCAUUUUUAUACUUUUUUUGUACUGAUUAAACAAACAAGACAUAAUGUGUUAAUUAGUGAGCUUUAAAGGUGCUGCU
Siniperca chuatsi (mandarin fish) is the source of this 3891-nucleotide messenger RNA. RefSeq names its product short transient receptor potential channel 2-like. Gene Ontology annotation, cellular component: membrane; cation channel complex. Gene Ontology annotation, biological process: manganese ion transport; calcium ion transmembrane transport; regulation of cytosolic calcium ion concentration. The record is from RefSeq and is a predicted model, not a curated record. The transcript has 13 exons. NCBI's taxonomy places the organism in Eukaryota, Metazoa, Chordata, Actinopteri, Centrarchiformes, Sinipercidae. Bases 251 to 3370 code for a protein of 1039 amino acids. Gene Ontology annotation, molecular function: inositol 1,4,5 trisphosphate binding; store-operated calcium channel activity.